This is a messenger RNA of Nothoprocta perdicaria, 3228 nucleotides long. RefSeq names its product adaptor protein, phosphotyrosine interacting with PH domain and leucine zipper 2 (gene APPL2). The record is from RefSeq and is a predicted model, not a curated record. Gene Ontology annotation, cellular component: endosome membrane; cytoplasm. The transcript has 20 exons. Bases 72 to 1916 code for a protein of 614 amino acids. NCBI's taxonomy places the organism in Eukaryota, Metazoa, Chordata, Aves, Tinamiformes, Tinamidae. Gene Ontology annotation, molecular function: protein binding. Gene Ontology annotation, biological process: signaling.
GGUCUUUGCUUAGCGUAUUUGAAGAAGAUGCAGGAACCCUUACCGAAUAUACCAACCAGCUGCUUCAGGCAAUGCAGCGUGUCUAUGGUGCUCAGAAUGAAAUGUGUCUUGCCACACAACAGCUUUCCAAGCAGCUCCUUGCCUAUGAAAAACAGCAUUUUGCCUUAGGUAAAGGAGAUGAAGAAGUGAUAUCCACCCUUCAUUACUUUUCAAAAGUUGUGGAUGAGCUCAAUAUUCUCCAUUCUGAGCUGGCAAAACAACUUGCAGAUACGAUGGUUCUCCCAGUAAUACAAUUUCGGGAAAAGGAUCUCACAGAAGUAAGCACACUGAAGGAUCUUUUUGGCCUUGCCAGCAAUGAACAUGACGUGUCCAUGGCAAAGUAUAGCAGGUUACCGAAAAGGAAAGAAAAUGAAAAGCUGAAGGCAGAAGUGGCCAAAGAAGUGGCAAAUGCAAGGAGAAAGCAGCACCUUUCAUCUCUGCAAUAUUAUUGUGCCCUGAAUGCUCUGCAGUACAGGAAGAGAGUAGCAAUGAUGGAGCCUAUGCUAGGAUAUGCACGAGGACAGAUCAACUUUUUUAAGAAGGGCGCAGAGAUGUUUUCCAAAAGGAUGGAUAGCUUCUUGUCUUCUGUUUCAGACAUGGUUCAAAGCAUACAGGGAGAGUUGGAUGCUGAAGCUGAAGCAAUGAGGGUGUCACAGCAAGACUUAAUUUCAGUUAAUGAAUCUGUUUACACCCCAGACUCUGAUGUAACUUCACCUGCUAUCAAUAGGAAUCUCAUCCAGAAGGCUGGCUACCUUAACCUAAGAAAUAAAACAGGUCUGGUGACGACCACGUGGGAAAGGCUGUAUUUCUUCACGCAAGGUGGCAACUUGAUGUGUCAGCCCCGGGGAGCUGUGGCAGGAGGAUUGAUUCAGGAUCUGGACAACUGCUCCGUUAUGGCUGUGGACUGUGAAGACAGAAGAUACUGCUUCCAGAUCACCACUCCUACAGGCAAACCGGGGAUAACUCUUCAAGCAGAAAGCAAGAAGGAGUAUGAGGAGUGGAUAUGUGCCAUCAACAACAUCUCCCGGCAGAUCUAUCUCACCGACAAUCCGGAGGCAGCUGCUAUCAAGUUAAAUCAGACAGCCCUGCAAGCAGUGACUCCCAUUACCAGCCUGGGGAGGAAACACGAGGUGCAGCAUYCCAGCCAGAAUGUAAAGAAUAURGCAAAUGAUAAAAUAGCUCCCCAUGAAACUGGCGUUCAAGACUCAACACAACUCAUUGCUCCUGGAACCCCCAUUCAGUUUGACAUUGUGCUGCCUGCCACAGAGUUCCUGGAUCAGAACAGAGGUGGCAGGCGUGCAAACCCGUUUGGGGAAUCUGAAGACAGCAGUAACGGUGAAGAGGAAGACUCCCUCUUGCAGCAGAUGUUCAUAGUGCGGUUUUUGGGAUCGAUGGCCGUUCAGUCAGAUGACACAAGCGAGGUGAUCUACGAAGCCAUGAGACAAGUGUUAGCUGCUCGAGCCAUUCACAACAUCUUCCGUAUGACCGAGUCCCAUCUUCUGGUCACCAGCAAGAACUUGAGGUUAAUAGAUCCUCAAACCCAAGUUACGCGAACAAGUUUCGACCUCGCCAGCGUGACGCAGUUCGCGGCCCAUCAGGACAACAAGCGGCUGAUCGGUUUUGUGGUCCGUCCCAGUGACGCCCUGGGAGAAGAAUCCCUGAGCGCCUAUGUUUUUGAGAGCAACACGGAAGGGGAAAAGAUUUGCUAUGCCAUCAGCUUGGGAAAAGAAAUCAUUGAGGCACAGAAGGACCCGGAAGCACUAGCCCAGCUAAUGAAGUCGGUGCCAUUAACAAACGAUGGGAAGUUCGUGCUCCUAAACGAUCCGUCAGAAGAGGAUGGGACCGCUGGCGCAGAAGCGGAGGAGUCGGAGGCGUAAGAAGCACCACAGCAGCACCCCUCAAACCUGUCAUUAUUUCCCACCGCCUCUGUGGGAGCAGGAAAAGCAGGGAGUCUUUUUGCAAGAAUCCCUGCUUUUUUUCUCAUCCGUGCACACCCUGGGCCAGCUUCUGCCRUCCUGCUAGGGAGAACGUGGCAGCUUGGCAGGGGCUUUGCUCCGGCCUUGGGAGGCAGCAAAAGCAGGACUCGUGGUGCCGCGAGGCUGCGCCGGGGAAGCCGCCAGGCUUGGGGAAGGCUCCAGCGCCGGCCCCGGCGCUGCCGGGGGAAGCUGAGCACAGCUCUGAGCCCCCAAGGCUUUCGUGGCACCGCUUCCCGGAGAACUGCAAGCGGCCGGCACCGGCAGCAGCGUGCGCCGGGAGCUGCCAGCUCCUUCCAAAAUAAUAUUAAUAAUUGGGACCUCCCUUUCCUGCCCCGGGCAUCAGUUUUCAUAGCUCACGUGAUGAUGUACAGCUGAAUGAAGGUUUUAAAAAAAUGCACUAUUUACUUUAUUUUCAGAUGAAGUUAUUUUUAGUCUAGUCUGAGUGUAACAAGAUUUAUCUUUUGUGCUAGCCUAUUGACAAAACAAUUUGUUAAACACUAAAUUUUUCCUAUUAAUAUAAUCUAUUUUUAUAUGGCAUCUGGAAUAAGCUUACAAAACAAAUUUCAAGUGCCUACUCUUACCUUCCUGGGGACCACGCUCACAUUCUGGAAUUAAAUAAUGGAUAGAAUGUAAYGGACCUUCUUGAUUUACUGUUCUAAACACCACUGAUCCGCAGACAUCAAGAGUUGCCCACAGCGGCGGCACGUUAGCUGCGUGCAGCUUUUAUAGGGUUAGGUUUCUUCAGAGAGUUAAGCUGACAGAGGGGUGACAAUUGUAGAGCAAAUACCUACUUUUAUAGAGUUGUAUGUUUAACAUUAUGGUGACAAAAUACAGGAGCAAUCUUCAGUUUUAGAAAGCUGAGCAAUAAAAUGCUAGUUUAUAAAUCUGUGGCGCAUUGAGCAGUGUCCCACUGCAUUCCUAAAAGGAGGCACUCUGGUUAGCUGGUAAGUUUAGAUUUUUUUUCCAGUUUAACUUUGCAAAACCAAGCAAAAAUAGACAGAACGUGGAAGAGAGGGGACCGACGGGGAAGACAGCAAUUGCAAGGGUUUUAUUUAUCACGUAAAAGUAACUGGAACAAAAGGCUGUAAUUCCUCAAAUGAUUUUAAUUCUUCUCGAGCAUUUGCUAGGAARGAGUUUCUGUAGGCGGGAUCUCUGCUUUCCAAAAGAUCUGUUUGCAAGUGUUGGACAUGGAGUAAGUUCAAGUAACUAGUUG